AAGUAGGUCACGUGAUAUUACGAGCCUUGAAUGGUUGGUGAAAGGCACUCGUUCGCACAUGUCUACGGUAUCUUUUAGAUUUCUGUCGUAGGAGCCUGCGGUCGCGUUUUCAUCUCGCGCUAUUAAAAGAUAUACAGUAUGAAGCUAUACAGCGUUUCGGACGGUCCACCGUCUCUUGCGUGUCAGCAGCUGUUGAAGACUUUGGAUAUUAAGUAUGAAUUGGUCAACGUGGAUUUUGGGAAAGGCGAGCACAUGACUAAGGAAUACGAAAAGCUAAAUCCACAAAAAGAGGUACCUACUCUUGUUGACGACGAUCUUAUAAUGGGCGAAACCAACGCAAUUUUACAAUAUUUAGCCGACCAGUAUGAUACGAGCGGUAAAUUGUAUCCGAAGGCACCGAAGUUGCGAGCGAUUGUUAAUCAUCGUCUGUGUUUCAAUUUAGCACUUUAUUACCGCAACAUCUCCGAAUUUACCUUGCAGCCGAUAUUUUUUGAUUAUCAACGCACGCCGUUGAGUCUUAAGAAAACGAAAAUCGCACUGGAUAUCUUUAACACGUAUUUGCAACGCGAAAACUCAGAGUAUGCAGCAGGCAACAACUUGACAAUCGCCGAUUUUCCGCUGAUAACCGCGACGAUGUGCCUGGAAGCCAUCGACUUCAAAUUGGACGCGUGGCCCUACGUGACGAAAUGGUACGACAAUUUCAAACGGAAACAUCCUGAUCUCUGGGAAAUCGCGGCGGGUGGAAUGCGGGAGAUCAGUUAUUUUGAGAAACAUCCGCCCGAUUUGUCCGGUAUGGAUCAUCCAAUACAUCCGGUGCGCAAAAGCGCGUGAGAGAGUUUCUUGCGGGAGAAUCGAGCAGUUUAGAACAGUUACAAACGCUGUUCUGAAUAUUGUAGAUUUGCAGUUUCUUUAGCGUAAUACGAAAAGAAUGAUAACAAAAGUGAUAUUUUUACUAAACUAGAUAUAUUAUUAACACAAUCACAUUCGUUCUCUCAAUGUUUCCAUAAUAUUCCUCUUGUAUAUUAACGUUAAACUAGAAUCUCUAUUACAACGUAUCUUUACAAUAAAUAUAUUAUAAUUAUUACGGCUACAACCGUCACGUGUUAAUUUUUGUGUAAUUGACAAUAUAUGUACAAAUGAAAUAAAUCUGUCGACAUACAUUCCGGCGUACUCUUAAUCAAAAUGUUGAAAUUAAUUGUGAAACUUGUAGGUGAUAUCUGUCAGAAUUAUGUACAAAAUUGUAUCUAGCAACACAAAUAGAUAUAAUUGUACUUAUUGUAGAUAAUUCAUGAAAAGUAACAAUCGGUGUAAAAUAAUUCUAUGAAAAAAUGUCGUAUGUAACACUUAUAAAAAUAUAUUUACGAUCAAUAUA
Vollenhovia emeryi is the source of this 1372-nucleotide messenger RNA. RefSeq names its product glutathione S-transferase 1-1 (gene gfzf). Gene Ontology annotation, biological process: glutathione metabolic process. The record is from RefSeq and is a predicted model, not a curated record. The transcript has 6 exons. The coding region runs from base 139 to 831 and encodes 230 amino acids. Gene Ontology annotation, molecular function: glutathione transferase activity. NCBI's taxonomy places the organism in Eukaryota, Metazoa, Arthropoda, Insecta, Hymenoptera, Formicidae.